UUAGAUAUCCUAUUUUUCUGCUUGUAAUUGAUUUAAAUUGAGAAAAUGUUUUACAAUAAGUUGAAUAAUUUCAGUAUAAAGUAUUAAAAUGUUGCAACGACUAUAAGAUUAAGUAUAUAUUGUUGAAUAUGUGGAUAAACUUCACAUACUAAUAGAUCUAUGAAAUACACUUGUGAAUAACAGAAAAUUAUAAUGGAUUCCCAAAAUCAUAUGGAUACGUACAACGACAAUGCUGCAUUGAAUCCGCCUGCUAUGAAUAGGCCCGUAGAACCAUUCCAACCUUUUUUGCGACCGGAAAUUACAGGCAUGAAUCCGGAAGAUCCUUAUGCGCAGUAUCUAAGAAACCAGGAAUCACUGCUUUUAAACGAUAUGAACGCUAAACAAUCAUUGGAUAUGUUAAAACAACAAACCAGCGCACUUGACGCAUUAAGUUACCCCUGUAUUGGCAGUAACAGUUAUCCGCCGAGUGACCACUUUGGGCAAAAAAGAAAGAAAGACUCCGAAAAUGAUGAAAUGAUAGAGGCAAAGAAAUCAAGUAGCAUUAACAUGUCUGCGGAAGAGAAAAAGACUGCUAACAUGCGUAAAAAUAUACGAGAUGUCUUCGAUGAAAACCAAUUGGAUACGAAUACACUAGCAGCACAACGUGAGGAAUCUGAACGUUUGGCACGUGUUGCUGAACAACAGAAAAUCAUACGUGAAACACAACGUCAAGCCGCGGUCAAUAGAAGUUUUGUGCGUACACAAAAUAAAGUACUCUCCCUGUUACAAAGUGGCACCACAUUUGCAAAGGUCACCAGUGAAACACCAUUCGAAGAAGUCGACACAACUUUAACAGAAUCCGAACAAAAUGCCAGUCCACAAGCGCUACCAAUUAUUAAUGACGACGAAAAGCUUACUAGUAAAUUAGAAACUGAAAGUGUUUUACAAAAAGACGUUAAACCAAUAUCGCCAACACCUAUUGAUGAUGAUGAUGAUGAUGAUGAUACUGUAAAACCCGCAGAGGAACAAGUUAUCAGUGAUGUGGUGACAAUAGAAGAUAGUUCCUCAGAAGACGAUUGCAUUAUGCUAUCUGACGAUGAAGAGGAGCUAGACGAUGAAGAAGAGGUAGACGAUCCGAGCAAUAGCGGUUUACAUGUCAAAGAUGCUUACAAUGUGGCCGAUGACCAAGGACGUGUUUUAGUGAAUAUCGGUCAUCCUGAGGGUGAAGAUGACAUUUUCGUAGCGCCACAAAUAGCACGCACAAUCAAACCACAUCAAAUUGGCGGUGUGCGUUUUCUUUUCGAUAACAUAAUUGAAUCAACGAAACGUUUCAAAAGUUCCAGCGGUUUCGGUUGUAUACUCUCGCAUUCAAUGGGUUUAGGAAAAACGCUACAAGUGAUUUGUUUCUGUGAUAUCUUCCUGCGGCAUACACCAUCCAAAACAGUGCUCUGUGUUAUGCCCAUCAAUACGUUGCAAAAUUGGGUGUCCGAAUUCAAUAUGUGGUUACCGAAAUACUCCGAUAAUCCAGAACAUAUACGCCCGAGGCAAUUUGACGUUUUCAUACUCAACGAUCAGCAUAAAACACUGAGUGCACGUGCCAAAGUUAUACUUAAAUGGGCCGAAGAAGGUGGUGUGCUGCUAAUAGGCUAUGAAUUGUUCCGUUUGCUGGCAUUAAAAUUGAUGUCGACACGUAAACGCCGCAGCAAUAAAGCGGGCAAUUGUGAACGCAGCGGCACAGAAAUGAAUAGACGUUUAAUGGAGAGUGUACAUCAGGCAUUAGUCAAGCCCGGUCCGGAUUUGGUUAUAUGCGAUGAAGGUCACCGCAUUAAGAAUGCACAUGCCGGCAUAUCACUUGCACUGAAACAAAUACGCACACGACGUAGAAUUGUAUUAACUGGUUAUCCAUUACAAAAUAAUCUGUUAGAGUAUUGGUGUAUGGUGGAUUUUGUGCGUCCCAAUUAUCUGGGUACACGCAAUGAGUUUUGUAAUAUGUUCGAACGACCCAUACAAAAUGGCCAAUGUAUUGACUCAACGCCGGAGGAUCACAAAUUGAUGCGCUAUCGGGCGCAUGUGUUACAUUCGCUGCUUUUGGGUUUUGUACAACGUCGUUCACAUGUUGUGCUGCAACAAACACUACCUAAAAAACUAGAAUAUGUUAUAUUAACGCGUAUGACAACGUUUCAACGUCAACUUUACGAUACAUUCAUGAAUGAUAUAGUGCGUACCAAAUCUGUUCCUAAUCCUUUAAAAGCCUUUGCUGUUUGUUGUAAGAUAUGGAAUCAUCCUGAUGUGUUGUAUAGUUUCUUAAAAAGAAAGGAAAUUGACUUGGAAUUAGAAAUGGAGGAAACCGAAGUUAUUGGCGAACCAACAACAACUGCCACUACAACAACAACUAUUGUUACACCGGUGUGUGACGUUGAAAAAUCCACGACGCUGGAAGAUAAGCCAACCGACGAUGCCGUUGUUAAUGAACCAAUGUGUCAAGAUGUCAAACCCAAAGAAGAUCUUAGUUCCGAAGCUAAUUCGCCGGCAUCAGAGUGCAAGCAGGUGGAUCAACAAUCGCCAACAGAUAUGACACAGCGUGACGGUCAGGCAUUGAUGGCAAACAAACCGAAUACGGAGUUUUCCAACUUGAUGAAUAGCUCAUUGCUAUCGGAUCACUACAAUCAACAGCAAAAUGAUGUACCCUCUUAUUUGGGUGGAAAUGGCAAUAAUUAUUGGCAAGAGUCCAACGUAAAUUAUUUCAAUUAUCAAACAGUGAGCGAUAAUAUUGAAUCAUUAUCGAAACCGAACUAUGUCGGUAUGGUGCCACAGCGUGCCGAAGAAACUCCCAACGAGGCCACCGAAGGAGCAGGCUCUUCACAAAUCGUCGAUUUGGAUACGAAGGAAAUCAAAACUGUCGAAACCGAUAUAGAUAUGACACUCUGUCCGGUCAUUAAAAAUGAGGCACUAGGCGAUAAUUCUAUGCUGGCAAAUGCAAAUGGUGAGGGUGCAACAACAACCGGCAAUACAGAUGCCUUGAUCGAGGAUAUCAAAAUGUUAACCAGUACGAAUUCUGUAGGCAAUGAAAAAGAUGUUGGCAAAGCGAAAUCAGACGACACCACACUACAUGAAUGGGCCAUAGAUUUGAUGAAGAAAUACCGACCGGGUCUGCUGGAAAACUCACCUAAAAUGGAAAUAUUCUUUUGUAUACUAAACGAGAGUGUCAAACUUGGCGAUAGAGUGCUUUUGUUUAGUCAGAGUCUAUUAACGUUAAACUUAAUAGAGACAUUUUUGCAAAUGACACGUAUGCCGGAUUCGGAUAUGUGCUGGGGGCGUGGCGUAUCGUACUUUCGUCUGGACGGUUCUACUACAUCGCAAGAACGUGAACGGCUCGUAAAUGAAUUUAAUUCCAAUACAAACGUAAAAUUGUUCUUGAUUUCAACUAGAGCCGGCUCGCUAGGCAUAAAUCUUGUCGGCGCGAAUCGUGUUAUAGUUUUUGAUGCAAGUUGGAAUCCCUGUCAUGAUACACAAGCAGUAUAUAGAAUUUACCGUUAUGGCCAAAGAAAGCCAUGCUUCGUUUAUAGAAUUGUAAUGGAUAAGUGUUUAGAAAAGAAAAUAUAUGAUAGACAAAUUAAGAAACAAGGCAUGUCCGAUCGAGUCGUCGAUGAGUGUAAUCCCGAUGCGCACCUCUCGAUCAGAGACAUCACCAAUCUCUGUCAUGAUUAUGACGAUGAUGAUAAGAGUCAGUCAGAGGUGCCGGAAUUCACCACACCGCUCGAUUCAUUCGAGGAUGUUUUAAUACGGAAAAUUGUGGAACAGCAUAAAGGCGGCUUAUCCAAGGAGCCAUUCUUCCACGAGAGCUUGUUGAUCGACCGAAAAGAGAAGAAACUGUCACAGGCUGAGAAAAGGCAAGCACAUCGUGGCUAUGAAAUGGAGAAGAAGGCGAGUGUUAAACAAAACUUUAGUGUGCCCAUUAAGAAUCAGUAUCGCAUUGUGCGUAACGACGGCAGUAUUGUGACGCGUCCUGUUGCGUCGAUACGACCUAUGCAAACAACAAAAACAACAACGGCGACCAAAAGUGGUGGCAUACGUACCACACGCUGGAUACCAGCUGAGGUGUGGCAGCGGCAAGGCAUGACGGCACAAGAAAUGACACUGCCUUUGGACGUUGUUAUACCCACACAUUCGAAUGACAAAUCGAAUAUAAUUUUAAAGUCCGGACAGCGUGUUAUGGUUUUAAAGUCCGCAAAAGGCAUUUAUAUGCAAUUGGAGAGUGGCAAAAUUAUUGCGAUUCGAACGUCCAGCAAGGCGGCAGAAGUGAAUAAGACGGACAAGGAUGAAGUGAUUGAUAUCACAAAUGAAGGCGAUACAACUGAGAAGAAAGGAGAAGAGAGCAAAACCGAAACUGCGAAACAAAAAGAAAGCGACAGUACAGCUAAAGGAUCUCAAAAUACUGAAACGACUGAAAAAUCAGCCGGUUAUGACAAAUGUACCAAUAACAAUACAAAAAAAUUGGUGGAAACUAAUCCAACUAAAGGCAAGGAAUUCGUGCAGCCAAAUCAGUAUAAAGCGGAUAUUCAAAUGCAAAAAGAUGACAUCAAUAGCAAAUUUGACAAUUUGAAAAAAGUUGAGCAGAAAACGAGUCCACAAAAUAUUGAGAAAGUCUACGCAUCACAUACAAAUGAUAAUACCACCAAACAGGAGUUUACCAAUGCAGCGAGGAGUGCCCAAAAAGUGUUGGCACCGAAACCGCCACAGCAAGUCGACGACAGUUUAGCUUUAAAAAAGCACGAGAGCAGCCAUCAGCAGCAGCAGCAGCAACAGCAACAGCAGCAACAAUUACUAACCCAACAUCAUGAGCAAGAGAAGGAAAAGAAGGAUUCUAUGUAUGCUUUAAAACAUGGCCUUGAUAAGAAUAACCCACCACAAAACACACUCUUGAAUCAGCAGCAAAAAUGUCUACCACAAUAUAAUAAUAAGCCAUUGGUGGAUCCUGCACCAUAUCCUUACAAGCAAAUAGGUAAUUAUCCAUUUUGUGGUCUGCCACCACCCGAUCUUUCGAAGUAUGCGAAUCAAAGAGGUGACAUGAUGACUACACCGACUGAGUCUUUUCAGACCUGUAAUUACAAUAAACGAAAACUACAAAAAGAGUUGCCAAUACCAACUGAUUAUACGCCUUCGCCCACAUCCUCAUCUUCAUCAGCUUCAGCCGCAUCAACAGCAUCAUCAUCAUCGUCCACAUCACAAAAUCAAAGCUUAAAACAUAGUCAUUUAAAUGCAGCAGCUGCUGCUCCAGCUCAUCAAUCACCAUACUCGCAAUCGCCCUAUACAUCUUUAUUCCAUCAGCAGCAGCAACCAAAACUACACCUGUACGGAUCAAAUUAUAAUUUAGACAAUGAACAUUAUAGUAAUUUAGCGCAAACUUCACAUAGUUCACAAAAUUUGAAUCAAAAUCAUAGUCUUAUUGGUGACACAUUUGGUGCCGUACAAGAGAAUAGCACAAGCCUUAUGCAUACCGGUGGCGGUCAAAAUGUGUCAGCGCCGUGUGAUUAUUCCACACAUUUUCCCGACUACGCCGCCUACAGUUCGUACAACCAUCCGCAUUAUUUUCCACAUUUUGCCAAUUCAUAUGGCAAUGGUUCGUCAGCACCGAUUGGCACCAAUCCAUACCACCAAAUGCAUUGGUCACCAUUAAUAGCGCCAACAUCUAUAAAUGAGCAAUGUAAUCCUGUACACUCGUCCGUUUAUCCUCAAAAUGGUGCGCAACAUAAUCAAUGGCAUCACAAAUUAUAAAUAUUGUAGUUAUAUAAGUAAAAAAUAUCACCAUUCAGCCACAAAAAGGUUUUAAAUUAAUUAAUUUAAUUGCAUGGUAUUAUCGUAAAUUUGAAAUAUAGAA
This is a messenger RNA of Bactrocera tryoni, 5857 nucleotides long. RefSeq names its product helicase ARIP4. Gene Ontology annotation, molecular function: ATP binding; ATP-dependent chromatin remodeler activity; ATP hydrolysis activity. The record is from RefSeq and is a predicted model, not a curated record. Gene Ontology annotation, cellular component: nucleus. NCBI's taxonomy places the organism in Eukaryota, Metazoa, Arthropoda, Insecta, Diptera, Tephritidae. Bases 193 to 5754 code for a protein of 1853 amino acids. The transcript has 10 exons.